Messenger RNA from Geodia barretti, 1110 nucleotides. The record is from the annotation of a GenBank genome assembly. Lineage: Eukaryota; Metazoa; Porifera; Demospongiae; Tetractinellida; Geodiidae.
AUGUCGGCAUUGGAGCGAAGUUGGUGGGAGCUGAGUUUCCCUCUCUACCUCUCUCUUCUGAUGGCCGUACUCCGCUCCGUGUUCAAGUCCAAAUGCUGCAAGGUCCGAGCCAAGACUGCAUUUGCAACAAUCGAGGCAUUUGCGACACUUCUGAUUAUGUCCUAUGUGAGUAUCCUACAGUUUUCAUUUGACCUUCUCAGCACGGCUGUGAUUUACACUGAAGACAACCACAAGUUAGUACGCUGGAUGCUAGACCCCACUUUGGUCUAUUUCACUCGAUUCCACGGGCUACUCGCCUUCGCUGCCAUUCUCCUGAUCCUGUUCUACAUCAUACCCAUACCCAUCAUCUUCCUCUUCCCAACAGUUCUCUACAGUAACAAGUUCCUCAAGAAAUACAAACCGUUCUACGACACGUUCUGGAACCCGUUCAAACCGAGAUUUCGGUUCUGGUUGGGUCUGAGACUAAUCUUCAGGUGGGUUCCCAUCAUAAUGGCCUCGUUUACGGCUCCGCCAACCAGCACCUUUGUAACUGUCUUCUUCCUGACAGUCCUACUGUUCCUGCAGCUGGAGCUUCAACCGUUCCAGUCCAAAUGGGUCAAUUCCCUUGACAGUCUAUUCCUCUUGAACCUGAUUAUGCUGUUCCUCGGUUCUCUCUUCUUCAAUGCCAAACUCGACGACGGCCACGAUCAACAGGUCACAACCAUGAGAAGUGCCACGGAGUACACCUCUGUACUCGUGGUGCUGGCUUACAUCGUGAUGUUUGGAGUGUUCUUCUACCGAAUGUUUGUGCGGUUCCCAAAACUGACGAGCUGCCUGCUGAAAUGCUACACAAAGUACUGCGCAAAGAAGAUGAAAAGAAUUGUGCUCCACGUUCCGCAGAGCAUUCCUGACGAUGCAACGUAUGUUGAUGGCAUACCGACAGGUGUGGACAGGACAAACCGAGGUAUUCAGGAGAACAGGCCUCGUGUUGUUGGCCACACGUCAUUCAGAGAGCCGCUCCUCGAUGAGGGAAGUGUUGAGAUCCACACGUACACCACCACCACCCUCCCUUCCAGCCCUACUACCUUCACCAACACCUCGCCCACCUCACCAACACCACUCACCAAAUGA